Messenger RNA from Tigriopus californicus, 1584 nucleotides. Its product is annotated as homeobox protein SIX6-like. Gene Ontology annotation, molecular function: DNA-binding transcription factor activity, RNA polymerase II-specific; RNA polymerase II cis-regulatory region sequence-specific DNA binding. Gene Ontology annotation, biological process: regulation of transcription by RNA polymerase II. The record is from RefSeq and is a predicted model, not a curated record. Gene Ontology annotation, cellular component: nucleus; transcription regulator complex. Bases 359 to 1321 code for a protein of 320 amino acids. The transcript has 2 exons. NCBI's taxonomy places the organism in Eukaryota, Metazoa, Arthropoda, Copepoda, Harpacticoida, Harpacticidae.
GGAAUCAGAGAGGCACAGUUGUUGUCCGGAGUUGGAUAAAUUGCUGAUGGCUAGCUGUGCCUCCUACUUACACAUAUCUGUGUGUGUGAGUGUGUGUGUGUAUGUAUGUGUGUGGCGUUGGCGGAGGAGUAGUGGUCUAGUGGGUCCUCUGCCAUCCGUUUGUCGUACCGUACCAAGGUAAUUAAAGGGAGGCAGAUCUUGUGUUCGGGUUUUGCGCGCCGCAAUCUCAUUGGCUGAGAGCUUUUGACGAGGACCGACGUCGUCCAAUGAGGAAAAUGGAUGUGUUUCAGAAAAGAGCUUGACGAGAACGAGUGCCAGAUCACGCUACCUUAAUGUGGUGUCUUAUAUUUUAAAAAAGAUGGAGAGCAUCCAUGGAGGCAAAAAUGACCCUACUCCAGUGGAUUAUCUUCAUCCCAGACCUAGUUUACAAUUGCCCACGUUAAAUUUUUCGGUGCAGCAAGUGGCAACAGUGUGUGAAACUUUAGAAGAAAGUGGUGAUAUUGAGCGGCUGGGUCGGUUUCUAUGGUCCUUACCCGUGGCUCAUCCGAACACAGAAGAGCUCAACAGUAAUGAAUCGGUCCUUCGAGCCAAGGCCAUUGUGGCGUUUCAUUUGGGAAAUUUCAAGGAGCUCUACAGAAUCCUCGAAUCCACACGGUUCACUUCCAAGGACUCCCACCUCAAACUCCAGACUUUGUGGCUGGAGGCUCACUACCUGGAGGCCGAAAAGAUGAGGGGCCGACCCCUGGGGCCAGUUGACAAAUACAGAGUGAGGAAAAAGUACCCCUUGCCCCGAACCAUCUGGGACGGUGAGCAGAAGACCCAUUGCUUCAAAGAACGGACACGCAGUUUACUCAGAGAGUGGUAUCUCCAAGACCCGUAUCCGAAUCCGGGUAAAAAGCGUGAACUCGCCCAAGCCACGGGACUUACUCCAACCCAAGUGGGAAACUGGUUCAAAAACAGAAGACAAAGAGACAGAGCAGCGGCGGCAAAAAAUAGAUUCAAUCAAGGUUGCAGCGGUGACGAUUCGAAAGAUGGCGACCGCGUGGACUUGGGAAGCGACGAUUCGGACUCGGAGCUCGAUAUUGAGGGCACCACGAAUAUGUCGGACCAUUCGAGUGAGGCCUCUCCUAAGGAACAGCUCGAGGCAAGCACCACAAAAGAAAACGAGUCUCAAAAGGAUUGGUCCAAACCCGACCACCAUCACCCGCAUCAUCAUUCGACGAGCAAUCUUCAUGGAUUGUUUGUACCCUUCUUCCCAAAUAAUCACAAUCUAGCCUAUCCAUAUCCCUUUCAGCAACAUCUCUUCCUCAAUAAGGAUUGAGACUUGAGCUAGAUUUCCCAUUCCUAAACAUCUUCCUCUCCCUGUUUCCUGCAACCAUCGUCAUUAUCUCUAUCAACAAAAAACAACAACAACACCAGCACCACCACCAUGGAACAUUGUCAACAUCAACCCACGCAACACCACAACCACCAUGCAUUGUCUCCUUUUACUUGACUUUGUAUAGCUAGUCAAAUCAUAAAAGUGAUUUCUAAAUAUUGAUGCCCAUUUUAGUGAAUAAAUGAAAAGACCUUUUUUCGUUUGCA